AUGGCCGCACAGCCGAAUGCGUCAUCUACUACACAAAGACCACCUCGUCCUUCCCUUUUCCAGCUUCCGCCAUCUCGCAAUGCCUCUAACCUGUCACUUGCUCCAGGCAUAUCGAACACACUUCCAGACUCAAGUAAAAGAUCUUCCUCAAAAGGGAGCAAGGCAGCGUCUGUGCGGCAUGGCCCUUCAAUGGGGUUUCUUGGCGUAAGCCCAGGGUUUGGGGCGUCGUUUUUGCGCCCGUCUAGAUCCGGCGUGGAGGUGGAUGCCGGGGACGCCGUUUGGGAUGAAAUGCAAAAUACCCUGAACGAAGUCGAGCAGGCUGCUGCUGGCGGAGAUCACGUUUUUGGUGCUGAGCAUGCAAAGGCCCUUGAAGAGCUACGUGUUAAACAGUUAGCGUUAGCUCAGGCAUGGGCAAGAAGCGAGGCGGAUGAAGCCGCAGAUGCCUCCGCCAGCGAAUCUAGUAUGGGUGGUGUGAAGGGUGCAGCUGAAUCUGUGGGCCGUGCAUCGAUAGACACCAAGGAUACCUCGCAGCAGAAGGUGCUGGAUGAGAAAACAGAGAAGGAUAUCCUAUUCGCUCGAAAAAGGAGAGAGGCCAAUGAUCGAUAUUUUGAACGAGUUAAUAGUAGCGUGCUGGAUGUUGUGGCAAAGCUUGACGAAGUUGCCCAUGCCAUGCGUGCUGUGGAGCGGGAGAGUAAAGAGAUAUGGAGCGAGAGCGAAAGCGUCAAUUCCGCCAUGGCAGAUACCCAAAGAGUCCCAUGA
Molecule: messenger RNA, 759 nt
Organism: Ophidiomyces ophidiicola
Lineage: Eukaryota; Fungi; Ascomycota; Eurotiomycetes; Onygenales; Onygenaceae
Exons: 1
Coding region: 1-759 (252 amino acids)
Source: RefSeq, a predicted model, not a curated record